Anguilla rostrata (American eel) is the source of this 2669-nucleotide messenger RNA. Its product is annotated as rab GDP dissociation inhibitor beta-like. Gene Ontology annotation, biological process: protein transport; vesicle-mediated transport; small GTPase-mediated signal transduction. Gene Ontology annotation, cellular component: cytoplasm. Gene Ontology annotation, molecular function: Rab GDP-dissociation inhibitor activity. Bases 115 to 1542 code for a protein of 475 amino acids. NCBI's taxonomy places the organism in Eukaryota, Metazoa, Chordata, Actinopteri, Anguilliformes, Anguillidae. The transcript has 10 exons. The record is from RefSeq and is a predicted model, not a curated record.
CCCUCCCCUAGCACGGGCUUGACGUAGCAUUGUAACAUCUCACUUCCAGCUUUGCUGUUCUCCAUUUUCUGCAGAUCGAGGUGUUUCCACGACAAAGAGAAAACCCCAAGGAAAAUGAAUGAAGAAUAUGAUGUUAUCGUUUUGGGGACCGGUCUUACGGAAUGCAUCCUCUCAGGAAUCAUGUCCGUGAAGGGGAAGAAGGUGUUGCACAUGGAUCGCAACAAUUACUACGGGGGAGAUAGCGCUUCCAUCACGCCUCUGGAAGACCUGUACAGGCGGUUCAGCCUGCCUGGCAAUCCCCCAGAAUCCAUGGGCAAGGGAAGAGACUGGAACGUGGACCUCAUCCCUAAGUUCCUCAUGGCCAAUGGUCAGCUGGUCCGGAUGCUGCUGAUCACGCAGGUGACCCGUUACCUGGACUUCAAGGUCAUCGAGGGCAGCUUCGUCUACAAGAAGGGCGGCAUCUACAAAGUGCCCUCCACUGAAACCGAGGCCUUGGCGUCCAGUCUGAUGGGGCUGUUCGAGAAGCGACGGUUCCGGAAAUUUCUCGUGUACGUCGCCAACUUCGACGAGAACGACCCCAAAACGCUGGAAGGCGUGGACCCCAAAAACACGACCAUGCGAGCCGUUUACGAAAAAUUCUCCCUGGGCCAGGAUGUCAUGGACUUCACGGGCCACGCCCUCGCCCUCUACCGGACAGAUGACUACCUGAAUCAGCCGUGCUUAGACACUAUCAACAGGAUCAAGCUGUACAGCGAGUCUUUGGCCAGAUACGGCAAGAGCCCUUACCUUUACCCACUGUACGGCCUGGGAGAGCUGCCGCAGGGCUUCGCCAGGUUAAGUGCCAUCUAUGGGGGAACCUACAUGCUGAACAAGCCCAUUGAGGAGAUCAUCAUCGAGAACGGGAAGGUGGUGGGAGUGAAGUCUGAGGGCGAGAUCGCACGCUGCAAGCAGCUGAUCUGUGACCCCAGCUACGUGAUGGACAAGGUCACCAAGGUGGGUCAGGUGAUCCGGGUCAUCUGCAUCAUGAACCACCCCAUCAAGAACACCAGUGACGCCAACUCCUGCCAGAUCAUCAUUCCGCAGAACCAGGUCGGCAGGAAGCACGGUGAGUCCGGAAGGGGGCUGGGCCCAGCCCGAGAGGGGGGGGAAGUAUUUUCUGGUUGGUCUUUCGGUGGUGACAAUCGGUUUUUCUUCUGCUUUCUCUGUAAAAACCUCUCAGGAAAUAUGGUCGAAUGUACGGCAUUACAGUUUCUGAGAAGAAAAAAAAAAAAAUUCAGUAUUAGAAACUACAUCGCAGAUAUUAGUUUGAGCAUCUGUUUCUUUCUUUGCAGGUUAGUGAGCAUCAGCGACAUGCAUGUGCCAGUUGACAUGGGUGCCGAAAGCCAGGUCUUCAUCUCCCGCUCCUACGACGCCACGACUCACUUCGAGACCACCUGCGACGACAUCAAGGACAUCUACAAGCGGAUGACGGGCACGGACUUUGACUUUGCGGAAAUGGAGCGCAAGAAGAACGACAUCUUCGGCGACGCCGCCGAUCAGUAAAACAGCCCACUGCACUCCCGAGUAUAUAUGGUAUUUUCAAACGACUGUAAUCACCGAGCGGUUACAGGCCGACGAUCCAAGCAUAUUUCGCCCAUUUACGGAACUGAAUAAAGUUAUAACUUUGUAUUGUUGGGAUAGGCAGUGGCCAGCCUGCUUUUUAUAAUUGCAUUUUGACAAGUAUUGCACUGAUUGUUGGUUAAACGCCCUGCAUUUACCCCCUUACAUUUAUCUUGACAUCAUGUGCUGAGUUUUCUUUUCCUGUCUAGUGAGGGUGUUUUGCCAAAGAUACCAAAUAAUCGGUUUUUAGUAAAGUGAUUACAGGAGGAAUAUUCAGUACUAUUAAACAGUAUAUUUCUUUUUCUCUGCAACACCGAAACAAAGGGUAGUUGUGCUUUAUAUGUGAACUUCUAGCGGGUGAGUUUUUCCACAAAAGCGAUGUUAUUUCUGGAAUGACCUGGGCUCAGCAAAACAAUCCUGAGUGGGAUUAUUGGUGAUGAAUUACUGGGGCUAAGGCUUACUGGGGGUGUACAAUGGGAAAUGGUCAGUCUAGAGCAGGGGUGUCCUAUCUUAUCCAAAAAGGUGUGGGUGCAAGUGUUUCUUUUAGCCUAGCACUGAGGUACCUGAUUCUACCUUUAAAGGUCUUGAUUUGAAGUCCAUGAUUAGUUAAUUGGUUAAAUCAGGUGUCGUAGCGCUGGGCUGAAACAAAAACAUGCGCCCAACCCAGUGCUUUAUGGAUAAGAUUUGACACCCCCUGGCCUGGAACCUGAACUUCGGGGGGUGGGGGGCUGCCAAAGUAAUUUAAGUAAUUUGGUGCACAAGGACAAUGGUUAAUUCAGCACAAGGGUGAUAGUUAACCAAGUUCCAGUUAUCCACUUAAAUAUGUAUUAAAAUUUUGUUCAUUGAAACUAAUUUUUAGGGGAAACCCAAUGUUCAGUGGGGAAAUGCUUUCCAGUUUUCUUGCAUCUACCCCUACUCCUGACUAAAGUUCACCAAGCACAGGGCAAAAUGUAAUAUAUCUGCUGAUAGUCAGAGCUACUGCAACAGAAGUGUCAAAUAUUUUGAAUGCAAUGUACCCUAACAAGUCCUUCUGUCUUUCUUCAACAAAUAAACUGAACGGAGUAAAAGUG